Molecule: messenger RNA, 462 nt
Organism: Verticillium alfalfae VaMs.102
Lineage: Eukaryota; Fungi; Ascomycota; Sordariomycetes; Glomerellales; Plectosphaerellaceae
Exons: 2
Coding region: 1-462 (153 amino acids)
Source: RefSeq, a predicted model, not a curated record
AUGUCGACCGAGGCCGCCGCUCGCAUCUUCUUCUCUUCUCCUCUGUUCGCCGUGGUCGGCGCCAGCUCCAAUCCGGCCAAGUUUGGUCACAAGAUCUUUGCCUGGUAUCACGCUCAGUCCAUCUCCGCCACGCCUGUCAACCCCACCGCCGCUACCGUCACGGCGCUCGGCCAGGAGCAUGCCGCCGUGCCCAACCUCUCGGCGUUGCCCAAGCCCAAGGAGACUUCGGUGUCCAUCAUCACCCCGCCUGCCGCGACGCUCAAGGUCCUCAAGGAGGCCCGCGAGCUGGGCAUCCCCGCCGUCUGGCUGCAGCCUGGCAGUUUCGACGACGCCGUCAUUGCGUAUGCGCGCGAGGAGGGGGCCUUUAACGCCGUCGUUGCGGGGGAUGGUGGACGUGGCCAUGAAGGAUGGUGUGUGCUCGUUGACGGCGAACGGGCUUUGAAAGCGGCCGGUAAACUAUGA